This is a messenger RNA of Penicillium cinerascens, 1125 nucleotides long. RefSeq names its product zinc-binding alcohol dehydrogenase family protein. The record is from RefSeq and is a predicted model, not a curated record. The transcript has 3 exons. Gene Ontology annotation, molecular function: oxidoreductase activity, acting on NAD(P)H. The coding region runs from base 1 to 1125 and encodes 374 amino acids. Lineage: Eukaryota; Fungi; Ascomycota; Eurotiomycetes; Eurotiales; Aspergillaceae.
AUGUCAGAAAUCAAGCUCCAGUCCGGCAUAAUCAUGAAAGGCCCGGGCGAAGCACACGUCGUGAAUGACCUGUCCAUUCCAUCGCCAGGAAUUGGCGAGGUAUUAAUCCGAGUACAAGCAGUGUCUCUAAACCCAUCUGACUGGAUGGCACCGGACGGCCUUGGAAGACCUGGAGCUGGGAUGGGCUUCGACUUUGCCGGCACGGUAGUAGAAAUAGGUGAAAGCGCUCAGAACUGGAGAUCCGUGGGGGAUCGUGUGGCUGGAUUUGUUCAUGCAUGCCACGCCGCCAACUACUCAAUUGGGGCUUUCCGCGAAUAUUUGACUGCGGAUGCGGUCCUUUUGAUUCAUAUGCCGUCCGACUUGGAGUUCGUCGAAGCCUCGACAAUUGGUAUGGGUAUUAGCACGGCGGCACAGCAACUCUAUCAGAAUCUGCCACUGCCCGUCCCCUGUAACACAUCGGUUCACACAGACCAAACUAUUCUGAUAUACGGCGGGAGCACCGCAACUGGAAGUCUGGCGAUCCAGCUGGCCAAGCUAUCCGGGUUCAAAGUGAUAACAACCUGCUCCGAAAAGAACAUCCCCUGGCUCCGCUCCCUAGGCGCAGACCAAGUAAUCGACUACAACCACGUCGACGCAAUCCGGCAAGUCCGCCGCCACAUUGAAGAUUGCGGUUUAUCGGUAAUUCUAGACUGUAUCUCCACAGACAGAGCCGCCGCCUUCUGCUACCAGUGCUUCGCGCCCCCGCUACGCGCCGGGCAAGAAAACGCUCCCUGGACUUUCUACUAUGCCUCUCUGAUGCCGGUGAAGAAUCUCCCGCCGCCUCCGAGAAUGAUCCCCGAGACAGCUGUCGUUCGUGCGGAGUGGAGUAUGGUUUAUACUUGCUUUGGGAGACGGUUUACAAUCGUUAAUGAGGAGUACGGUCUGAAUCGGACUUGGGAGCCAUCGGCUGUGGAUAGGGAGUUUAUGGCGUAUUUUUAUCGGUGUGUGGAGCAGAUGAUCCCGUUGGGGAAGAUUCGGCUGAUGCCUGUGGAGGUGAGAAAUGGGGGUCUUGAGGGUAUUCUGGAAGGUGUUGACCUUGUUCGGAAUGGUCGUGCACUUGGGAAGAAAUUAGUUUAUGUGCUUUGA